GCUUCAGAUGCUGCAAAGAGAAAGGAGGAACAGAAGAAAUAUGGUAUAUAUUUUGAUGAUGAUUAUGACUACCUGCAACACUUACAUGAUGUCAGCUGUACAACUGUUGAUUGGGAACCUGUUGAACAAUUAUCCAGCCGGACUACCAAUUUGAAGUUGCCUUCAUCUGUGUUUGCAUCAAAAGUAGAAGAAGAUAUUGGCCUUCUCAAUAGGGCAGCACCUCAUUCAGGUCCACAUUUGGAUCUGGAUCCAGAUAUAGUUGCUGCAAUGGAUGAGGAUUUUGACUUCGAAGACCCAGGCAAUGAACUUGAAGAUAAUUUUAUUGAAUUGGCCAAUGCAGAAGGUAGUGGUAGUGAGAUGGGUUCAGGUGAUGAUGAUGAUGAUGAUGAUGAUGAUGAAUGUAUGAGUAAUGGAAACAAAUCUGAAGAUGAUGAAUUAGGCAGUCUGUGUGGACCACAAUAUACAUUUGCAGAUGAGGAGACAAAAUUCUCAAUGUCAAGUUCUGUAAUAAGGAGGAAUGAACAUUUAAUACUACUUGAUGAUCGUUUUGAACAGAUGUUUACAAAUUGUUAUGGAGAUACUGACAUUGGUGCUUUGGAAUGUGAGGAAAUUGAAGGUCAUAUAGCACCUGAUUCAGAAGUGAUGAUCCAGUAUGCUGAAAAAAUGAAAGCAGAAUGCAGACUUAAGCAACCACUGUUAGAACCUAAGAGUGACUCUCAGGGCAAAUGUAAUGGGUGGCUACAGAAUGACAGUCUGAUGCCAUUAGAAAUGCAAGACUCGAAGCAACAUUGGGAUUGUGAAUCUAUUGUGUCCACUUAUUCAAAUCUGUUAUAAGUUAUUAACAUUAUUUCCUAAAUUAAAAUGUAAUGUUUCAUGUGAACAUGUUUUAUUUCGUUUUACAAUUUUGAUGUAUAUUGAAAACAAGUUAUAAACGUUUUGAACAAUGUGAAUUGUUCUGUCAGUAAAACAGCUGUGGGCUGGAUAGCCAAGGCUCAGUUCAUGGCAUUCCAUGUGUAAACCAGUUCUGAGUCCCUGUCAGAUAGGUACUGGGGUUUCUUGCCGUGUAAAUGGCCAGAGUGUGAAGCUGAACAUUCAUCUCCAUCCAGUGCUAAUGUUAAGAAUGUACGGAGCUUGUCUCUGCUCCCAUAUGUCUUCAUGGUGUAUAUCUUAAGCACCAGGAUAACGUGUUUGACUAAUAUGUUGACUUUCAAGAAGAGAAGUGACCAUCGUCUGCCUGCAGCAGCUGAUCUGCUAGGAACAGGAUCAUAACUGAUGCAAAUGUUUUUAUUACCACCCACCUCAGUAUUCUCCUUGUUUCUGCCCAUUUGAUGAAACUGGCAAAAUUCACCCGUGGUGGGUGUGUCCAUAUGAAGUGGUAGCACUUAAUGUUGAGUGACUGGGUUGUGGUAGUGGUGGUGAUUAUGAGGAUGGUUACAACCAUCAGGAGAGAUUGCUGGACCUCCUCAUUCUCAAGGUUCUGUACUUGGUAUACUGAAACCUAAAGUCUUUCACACAUGAAUCUUCUCAGACAACUGCCCCCCCCCAAUAAUGUAGAUACAAAAAACCUUUCUGUUCCAAGGGGUGAUAAGGGAAUAAUUUCUGUUCUCUUGUAUCUUUGACAUUUCCGACAUAGAUUAAUUUCUGGGGAUUUUGAAGUACAUAGACUGUGAUAUAUAAUUCUGUCCCUGAAACUCUUAUUUUUGCAAAACUGUAGUUAUGUCUUGCUGAAAGUAUUCGGAUAGUUUUUCUGUCAGAGAGAGAAUGCUAAAAAUUUGUAAGGAAAUAUUGUUACUGUACCUUUCAGGGUACAAAAAAUAUUGAACCUAUGAUGUCUUGCGGCACUAACUGUAUUACGUCGGUUGGCUGGUGAAUUAUAACUAUUGCCCCCCCCCCCAAGUAGAAUUGAAUAACUGCAUGUGAGUAUGUUAGCAGCUGUAAUAGAUAUUGUCACAGUUUUGAGUGACUAUAGAUGGGGUUUCAGUUGGUAAUUGGAAUUAUUGAAUGCUUACAGAUUGUAAGUACAAGUAACUAUAGCGCCAUUGCUAAUUCUCACUCCCAUCAGUUCGCUAUAGCACGUAUUAAGUCUUUUUGAUCUACUGUGUGUGUCUUUGCCACUCAUUGACUGGUAAUGGCUUCCAAUGUCAUAGCAUCCUCAGCUUCUAUGGUCAUGUCCUUACCAGCUGGCUUCUGUCUCACAACUAACUCCUACUCUUCUAACUGCCAUCUCAAGACUCAGCUCGACUCAGUCAGUUGAGUGAUAUGGCCUUGGAGCAGACUCAGCAGAAAACACCAUUCCUCUGUUGAUGUGGGUUACAUAUCACAUCUUAUAUUGCUGCAGCACUGUCCCCCUGGUACUGGACCGCAUGGCAACACUUCUUCCUGCAGCUCUUCUGUUGUUGCUUGACAUUGCUGUGGACAUCGCUGUGUUUCUCUGUUGCAUGUUUAAUCAUUUUUCACUGAUAAAUUGUUUACUGUGCCGUAACCUAGCAGUGGCUCUCUGCAUGCUAGUGUAUUAAAUGUUAACAGCUCUUGACUAUCUUCAUGUUCAUACAUUACUCUGCUGAUGGUUUCAAGCUGUGCCACAGGUAUUUAUUUUUCAGAAAUAAUUGAAUAAUUUUUGUUUUAUAAAUUUUCCCAAAUUCAGUAAUGUAAGAGGGAUUGUGUCAUUAAAUGAAAGUCUUAGUGAGAAGAACACACUAUGUGUAACGAGUGCAGCAUGUAGUAAUUUUACAUUUAUUAGCAACAGUUUGUCACUUUAGUGAACUAUAGUGACCGAGCGACUGCCACUUUUCAGCAAAGUUAAUGCCAACUUUUGUGGAGAGAGGGUGUCACGUGGUCAGCGCAACGGAUUCCCACGGCCAUUAAUCUCGGUUUUAUAGACCUGUAUCCUGGUGUGUAUGAAUCCUAAAUGUAUUAUU
Molecule: messenger RNA, 2918 nt
Organism: Cryptotermes secundus
Lineage: Eukaryota; Metazoa; Arthropoda; Insecta; Blattodea; Kalotermitidae
Product: protein LTV1 homolog
Exons: 4
Biological process (GO): ribosomal small subunit biogenesis; ribosomal small subunit export from nucleus
Cellular component (GO): nucleus; cytosol; preribosome, small subunit precursor
Source: RefSeq, a predicted model, not a curated record